This is a messenger RNA of Antechinus flavipes (yellow-footed antechinus), 1488 nucleotides long. It is a transcript of the gene TMEM139, whose product is annotated as transmembrane protein 139. The transcript is spliced from 3 exons. The coding region runs from base 145 to 747 and encodes 200 amino acids. The record is from RefSeq and is a predicted model, not a curated record. Lineage: Eukaryota; Metazoa; Chordata; Mammalia; Dasyuromorphia; Dasyuridae.
UUCAGAGGAGACUGGCCAAAGAAAGAUAGGUGACAUACACUACAUACCUGAGACUAGUGACUCGAGAGGAAGAAAGAAGAAGGAAACCUCUAACCUGGGGGAUGGGGGAGGAGCCCAGGCAGGGGCAAUGCUUCCAGGUCAAGUAUGGAGAAAGUGGUGAAGCCAUUGACCCUUUUGUGCUGUGCCUCCAUCCUCCUAGGGUUCAUCCUGAUGGGCCUGCAGCCAGACAUCAAGCCUGUGGCUUAUUUCUUCCUCUCCUUAGGUGGACUCUUUCUCCUUAUUUGCCUCUUUUGUUUCAUAGAAUGGGGGUUCCAGGCAAUUCGAACAAAUACUACAAGGGCUUUGAACUCAGCAAGGGACAAUGCAGCCUUUGAAAUUCCAAGCUAUGAGGAAGCUGUGGUAUCACCUCAGGAUCCCAACUCAAAUUUGGGUGAGCCCCCACCCUACAGCACUGUGAUUCCCUCACAGCUUCAGGAAGAGGAAUCUAACCAUGUAGCAGGACUCACAGGAGCCAGAAGAGAGAGGCGAGGAAGGUCAGAAGGUACAGCGACCCAGACAGGAGGAUCUUUGAUCACCCCUGUCAAUCUCCACCUUCAGGGCCAUAUAAUAGGGUCUACAGAACCCCCAUUACAAAACCCGGCUCCAUUGGAGCCUCUUACCCCACCGCCAGCAUAUGAGCUCAGACCUAAUAACCAAGACAUUGAUGAUGAUAGCGUAUUCUAUGAAGAGGGCUGGACACCUCCCUAAACCUGUGUUCCCUGGACAUAUAAGAUUUUUUCCAUCAGUGACUUUCUUUUUAUAACCUGGACAACCUGAGCAGGACCUGGUACCUGGCAAGAAGAAGAGAACAUCAGAUGCAUUCUCCAUGCUUUGUGUCCAGAGUGAAGAGUCCAAAUGGUCUCCCCCAUCCUCAUCCCAUAACCAUGAUUCUCUUACCAAAAACUGGAUGAGGAUGGAUUGGUAAAAUCACUGGGAAAGGGAAAUUGGAGCCCUUUCUACUUGGAGAGUUCUCAUUGUUUACAAAAGUCUUCCUUUACUCAGCCAAAAACUGCCUCUCUCAAACUUCCACCUAUUGUUCUUUGCUUUCCUUUCUAGCCAGAGUUAGCCUAAUUCUUCUUCCUUAUUACUCCUCCCAGAUCAGAUAGACAUCUCAUUCUCUCUAAUGUUCUCUUUUAAGACUUUUCUUUCCCAGGCUAAACCUUACAUUUUUCCUCAGUUGGGCUCAUUUAGCACAUUCUCCAAUUUUCUCACUGUUCUGUUUAUUCUGUGGACACAAAAGUUUGUCAAAAAUCCAUAGUGAAACCUUGUCUUUAGAACUGAACAUAAUACCCCAAAUAUGAAUUGACCAGGGCAGAGUAAAGGGAAUUGUCACUUCCUUUUUUUCUGCUUCUAUCCAUUCUAUCUAAAAUUUAAUUAACUUUUUUGGCUGCUAUGUCAUAUCAUUGACUCAUGGAUGUUGUUGACCUUUAAAUCUUUUUAAACACAAAA